Molecule: messenger RNA, 2226 nt
Organism: Fusarium pseudograminearum CS3096
Lineage: Eukaryota; Fungi; Ascomycota; Sordariomycetes; Hypocreales; Nectriaceae
Exons: 1
Coding region: 1-2226 (741 amino acids)
Biological process (GO): transmembrane transport; chloride transport
Cellular component (GO): early endosome; membrane; Golgi apparatus
Molecular function (GO): voltage-gated chloride channel activity
Source: RefSeq, a predicted model, not a curated record
AUGGCUUCAGAACCAGAGAAUGGAAAAGGGAAUGAUCCUUGUGAGACUACACCUUUGAUGGACUCUCACCAGCAUUCCAUUCCACUGAUGUUGCCUGACACCCGGGAGAGCAUUCCUUACAAUGAUUAUCAUACCAUCGACUGGCUCCAAGAUCUCAUAAAAGAUAACCAAAGCCACGACCUUUCCACUCUACACACUCGCCGCGGAAUCCGUCAUCGUGUUUCUGAAAUUUGGGACGCCUCGCAGGGAUGGGUAGCAGCAUUUGCCAUUGGCCUUCUCACGGCAUGCGUCGCGGCUGUUGUGGACAUUAGUGUUGAGACAGCGGCGGAUUGGAAAGACGGAUAUUGUACCAGAAACGUCUUUCUUAACCGUCGGUCAUGCUGCUCUUUUGAAGAAUCCUGCCAGGCCUGGAAACCAUGGACGGAGAGCUAUAUUUCUGCAUACGCCGUCUACGUGACUAUGUCGUUGGCGUUUGGGAUUAUUGCUGGGAGCGUCACUAUGACUACAAAGUCAAAAUUGAAGUCUGUUGCUCCUGAGGACGAACAGUCCAAGAGGAAUGCAAAACAUGCUCCAGAAUCUGGUGGGAAGACCAUGUAUAUGGCUGCAGGAAGUGGUAUACCCGAGAUCAAAACAGUCCUCUCGGGCUUUUCUAUCCCUCACCUGUUCGACCUCAAAGUCCUCGUCGUCAAAGCUGUUGGAGCCACCUUCGCAGUCGCAACCGGCAUGUGUCUAGGAAAAGAAGGACCGUUCGUACACAUAUCGGCUUGCGUUGGAUACCUCGUCACCAUUUGCUUUCCAAAGUACGCCAACAAUCAGCGGAAGCUGAGGGAGAUGCUCAGCGUCGCUUGUUCAGCUGGAUUGUCUGUUGCAUUUGGAGCUCCGAUUGGCGGCGUUCUGUUCAGCUACGAGGAGAUCAGCACCCAUUUCCCUCGUCGAGUUCUUUGGCGAAGUUGCCUUUGCUCGGUUGUAGCCGCGGCGGCCCUGAAAGAACUGAACCCUACCGGAACAGGAAAGCUUGUUCUCUUCGAGACGAAUUACGGCAUAAACUACGAUGCUCUUCACUAUCUCGUCUUUGUUGUCCUCGGGAUCUGCGGUGGGGUAUUUGGUGGUGUUUUCUGUCGAGCCAACUUCCUGUGGGCCAAGUCAUUCCGCAAGAUAUCUAUCAUCAAGAACUGGCCUGUCUUUGAGCUGGCGCUUGUUACACUAGUCACCGCAGUGCUUCAGUUCCCCAACGUCUUGAUCAGAGAAACUGGAGAUAUUGUCAUGCAGCGACUACUUGUUGAUUGCAAUGACAUCCAAGAGGACUGGAUCUGCCAACAGGAAGCCAAGCUUAGUGGAAAAGGAACAUACUACGCGUGGCUCAUUUCUGGCACAUUCGUCAAACUCCUCCUAACAACCAUCACUUUUGGCUGCAAGGUUCCAUCGGGUAUUAUCAUCCCCGCUAUGGACGCUGGUGCCCUGUUCGGUCGCACCAUCGGCCAGCUCGUUCCUGACAUCUCACCGGGUGUCUUUGCUAUGGUCGGGUCGGCAGCGUUUCUAGCUGGCGUUAGCAGAAUGACUGUUAGUUUGGCUGUAAUCAUGUUUGAACUUACAGGCGAGGUCAAUUUCAUUCCCCCCUUCAUGAUUGCCAUCCUUACUGCCAAGUGGGUAGCUGAUGCUAUCAGCGCUGAUGGAGUUUACGACCUGGCUCAGCAUUUGCAGGGACACCCGUUCUUGGACGCUGAGGCUGCUAUCAAGAAAGUCAGAGAGUUUCGAGACGAUAAUGGCAGCGCGACGGUAGACGUUCUUCUUCCUGCAAAGGAUACCGUCGACGACGCGAUUGUAUCUGUUGGACCCAACCAUCAAGUUGCCACUUCAGUCCUUCGAAAUAAACUGUCCAAAAUUCAGAACCAAGGCUGUACUGACUCGGGACUUUUAUUUGUCCACGAAUCUGGGAUCUGUCGCGGAUAUGUCUCCCAGUACAAGUUGGACAAUGUACUGCAGUCGAUGGAGAAAAGAGAUGGCAUUCCAGAGCCUUCUGAGGUACAUGUUUUACAAGGCAGCCUAGCUCAGGCUAUUGACAGGAGUCCAAUAACUAUCUCGUCAAAGGCGCCUCUAGAGUAUGCAGUAGAGCUCUUUGGAAAGUUGGGCGUAAGCUAUUUGGUUGUUACUCAGGAGGACACAGCUACGGUAUUAGGAAUAGUUUCAACCAAGCACCUAUUAGCAUUCCUGGAUAGAUUCGGGUAG